Rosa rugosa (rugosa rose) is the source of this 1728-nucleotide messenger RNA. RefSeq lists its product as uncharacterized. The transcript is spliced from 2 exons. The record is from RefSeq and is a predicted model, not a curated record. Lineage: Eukaryota; Viridiplantae; Streptophyta; Magnoliopsida; Rosales; Rosaceae. Bases 65 to 622 code for a protein of 185 amino acids.
UCACAAUGCACCUUCACGGGAAAGUUCUAGAGAGAGAAACAAAAGCUUAGAGAGAGAGAGAGAGAUGGCAGCCUACACCGAAUCUUGGGUUUCUUCUUCGAUCCAAGAAAACCCAAAUGAAGAGGAAGCAAAUGAGUCAUUGGAAUCAAUCUUUUCUUCUUCUGCGUUCAACCGACAAGUGGAGCGGGAAGAAGGAGAAUUGCCCAAGCUAAGGAGCUCGUCGUCGAGCGGCAGCAGGAAGAAGAAGAAGAAGAACCAGGUUUUGCUUGAAGGGUAUGUUGAUUCGGCCGAUGAGGACGAUCUGUCGAGGACCAAGAGCUUGACGGAUGAGGAUCUCGAUGAGCUCAAAGGGUGCUUGGAUCUGGGAUUUGGGUUCAGCUACGAAGAAAUUCCCGAGCUCUGUAACACCUUGCCUGCUCUUGAGCUUUGUUACUCUAUGAGCCAGAAGUUCAUGGACAAGUCGCCGGAGAGCUCUCCUGCUGCACUGGAUUCCUGCUCUUCUGUGUCCAGUCCGAUUGCCAAUUGGAAGAUCUCCAGUCCUGGUGACCAUCCAGAGGAUGUGAAGGCGAGGCUGAAAUACUGGGCACAGGCUGUGGCGUGCACAGUUAGAUUGUGCAGCUAGCUUGAAAUAGAUUAGGAUUUUAUGCUUUAAUGCCUAAGCAAAAUUUUAAAAUGGACCAACAUUCUCGGGUGGAGAUGAAACAUCAAUAGGUGUGGGUGGGUGGACCUUCCUAUGCAGCUUGUGCUGUAUGGUUUAUAUAUUCCAGAAUGGCUUCGUUAUCAGGAACAGAAUUGUUCCUGCAAUUCGUUAGCUGGAGAUUGGCUCCGAGAACCUGUUGAUGAUAGAUCUACUUUGAGGAAGAUGGAGAAGAUUAUUUCAGGUUUGAGAUCAAACAGAUGGCUGUGUCACUCUUUGUCUUAAUUGUUCUCAAGCUACAGCAUUGUUUAUGAUUCGAUUAAUGAAUAAGCGUACCAUUCGUUUUAUUUUCUGGAAAAUGUUUCGAUGCCUAUGAAUUCCAACCUUAGCUGUUGGUUUGUAUGCAGUGGUGAGGUGAAGAGCCUCCUUUGGAGCUUCACCAAGUACUUGCUGUCCUCUGCAUUUGCUGAGGUAACUAACCUAACUUGGUUGUGUGUUUUUGCGAUGCUGACAAUUAUGAUCCUGAUCCUAUUAUGAUAGUUCUGGUUCUGUGUUGCUUUUUAACUGUACCUGACUGACUGAUUGUGUUGAUCCAUGGUAUGGAUAGAUAGAAAGGUUGGAUGGACUGACCAUGCUGACAGUUUGUGAUGCUUAACAAUGCCCGAGUUUGGAUGAAAUGACUUUGUGAUGCUUAAUCUGCUGACCAGUCAUUCAGCUGGAAUUCCAGAUGCAAUUGAAAAGAGGGCGACAACUGGAUUCCUAUCUGACCAUGAAAUUUGAUUCGGAACUUUACAUUUUAGUUUUCUCUGGUCUUGAAAUUUGAUUAAUUAGUAUGGUUUCUUGUGGUUGAGUUAUGGAAUUGACUAGUUACGGAUGCAUUCCUGCUGAGAGCACUAAAACGAUGAUCUUAGAUUGCAUGAUUGCAUCUGAUAAGUAUACAUGGUGAAUUGUAACCAGUAGACUGAGAAUGCAGGUCAUAGGAAAUAGAGUAAUACUUGAAUGAUUUCAAGUUGUAAUGCUUGAUAGUGUUGCGCAAGUAUUGAGAAUAAACUUACAGGAUAAGAGGGAGCAUUGCCUCUCAUUUUAUGGCU